Entrophospora candida is the source of this 174-nucleotide messenger RNA. NCBI's taxonomy places the organism in Eukaryota, Fungi, Glomeromycota, Glomeromycetes, Entrophosporales, Entrophosporaceae. The record is from the annotation of a GenBank genome assembly.
UAUAACAACAGGGAUCACAUGCUUGCAUGUGUUCAAUUUACUAAAAAUGUCAUUACAGACACCUAUGGAUUAAAAUAUUUUGAAGGUUUUGGUUCUUCUAAAAUUAUUGAAAUAAUUGGCAUUGACCACUGUGUAGGUUUUAUGUCAUUUAUACCACCAGAUAGAAAUUGCAAU